AUGGAACCGCACCGCUCAAACGGCGUCCACGUGCUAACCCCAGAUCGCGAUCCCGAGACCCCCGCUGCCGGCGCCGGCAAACGCAAUGCGACGCCGUUCAAGAUCUUCAUAGGCUAUGACCCGCGCGAGGAUCUGGCCUACGAGGUUUGUCGCCAUUCCCUACUUAAAAGAUCUUCGGUUCCAAUUGAGAUUAUCCCGAUCAAACAACAGGAAUUGCGCGAUAAGGGCCUUUACUGGCGUGAGAGGGGGAAACUGGAGAGCACUGAGUUUUCCUUCUCCCGUUUUCUAACCCCUUGCUUAGCUAAUUACGAGGGCUGGGCCAUGUUCGUGGACUGCGAUUUCCUCUACCUGAACGACAUCAAGGAAUUAGUCGAUUUAAUCGACGAGAAAUACGCUGUGAUGUGUGUGCAGCACGAUUACACGCCUAAAGAGACUACAAAAAUGGACGGGGCCGUUCAGACUGUGUACCCUAGGAAGAAUUGGUCAUCCAUGGUUUUGUACAACUGUGGGCACGCGAAAAAUCGUGUGUUGACGCCUGAGGUUGUGAAUAAGGAGAGUGGGGCAUUUUUGCAUAGGUUUCAAUGGCUCGAGGAUGGUGAGAUUGGGGAAAUUCCCUUUGUGUGGAAUUUUCUAGUGGGCCACAAUAAGGUUGUUGAUGGGGAUAAGAACACGUACCCGAGGGCCAUACAUUACACACUGGGUGGGCCGUGGUUCGAGCAGUGGAAGGAUUGUGAGUUUGGGGAUUUGUGGUUGAGUGAGCUGGAGGAGUACAACAAGGGUGCGGAGAAGAAGGUGGAUUAG
Striga hermonthica is the source of this 801-nucleotide messenger RNA. The record is from the annotation of a GenBank genome assembly. NCBI's taxonomy places the organism in Eukaryota, Viridiplantae, Streptophyta, Magnoliopsida, Lamiales, Orobanchaceae.